Messenger RNA from Rosa rugosa (rugosa rose), 2053 nucleotides. RefSeq lists its product as uncharacterized. The record is from RefSeq and is a predicted model, not a curated record. NCBI's taxonomy places the organism in Eukaryota, Viridiplantae, Streptophyta, Magnoliopsida, Rosales, Rosaceae. The transcript has 2 exons. The coding region runs from base 206 to 1789 and encodes 527 amino acids.
CUUAAUUACUAAAUCGAGUCUAACUUUGGAAUUGGAUCCGGUCAGUCUCCUCCACAAAACUAUUGAAAAACAUGGACACACUUCACUCUGAGACAACCCCUCUUCUGCCUUCUCUUCCCAACUCAACGCUUUGACUCCUACUGCUUGCUGUCCUCAGGGAGAAGUCAAGAUUUGGGUAGGGUACUGGUAGGGGAAGUAGUACAUCAUGUUGAAGAAGCCGCCAAGUAGGAACCAGAGAACCAAAGGAAUCAGGGUGAAGCAUAUAUUGCAGAUUGCAUUGCUGCUUGGGGUAUGCUUUUGGUUGAUAUAUCAGCUCAAGCAUUCCUAUGAUAAGAAGGCAGCAUUGGCUGAGAAUGAUCGAAAAACCUCGAUCAGAACCCAAACGGAAAGUGAGCUUCUGAAACUUGGGAGGAAAGACCUUCCAAACUUGGAUGUGACAGCACAUGUGAAACGAGAUGAAGAUGAGGAGGAAGAAGCUCUAAGAGAGGAAGAAGAGAAACAUGAGGUAGAAGAUGAGAAACAUGAAGCAGAAGAGCGAGAAGAAGAGGAUCCGAAGCAUGAGGUAGAAGAGAUCGAAGAAGAGGGUCAGAAGCAUGAGGGAGAAGAGCAAGAGGAGGAGGAAAACAAGAAUGAAGAUCCCGAAGAUGAAGGAAAAGGAGCAGGAGAUGAAGAGAUAGAUGAAAAUGAUUUGGAUGCACAAGAAGGGGGAGAUGAUCGUAAUGAGAACCUUGUAGAUGAAGAGAAAGAAAGAGAAGAUGGGGGUGAUGAGAAGGAUGGUGCCAGGAAUGAGGAUGAAGAAAGAGAAGACCGAGAAGAAAAUGAGAAUUCAUCGGACGAUCAAGAUAAUGAAGGAAGUGAUACGAAUGCUCAUGAGGCACGAGAGGAACAUUAUAAGGGGGAUGAUGCUUCUAGUGCAGUGACCCAUGAUACCCAAGUUAUAAGCACUGAAACUGAGAAAGUAAGUUCAAAUGAAACCUCUGAAACCAGUGAGGAUGAAGAUGGAAACCAACACAAUAUGAGAUUGGUGCAUGGUGCAACAUCUGAAAAUGGCACUUCAAGUGUACCUGCAAGUGAAGAGAAACUUGAAGGGAAUUCGUCCAAUCCUGUUGCAAACUCACUUUUAGAUGCAAAUGUGAAAGUACAAUCUAGUGAACUGCCAGAAGCAGAAAAUAACUCAACAAUUGUGAGUUCAGAAGUAAGCAACAACUUAGCUGAAGUCAACCAAGAAACUAGUCCGCAGAAUAAAACUGAAACUAUAUCUGAGUCAGCUCAGUCUCAGAAUGCAGCAGUGGAUGGUAUGGUUACUAGAGAAAGCAGCACAGGACAAACUGUGGUUGUGGAACAGACUAAUAACACAAUAUCUGUGAAUGAUCAAUUGGAUUCUAAUGCAACAGUUUCUAGUCAUGAGGUAGAGACUAAUGUGUCAGAAAAGACCUUAAUAUCUAAUGGUACAGCUGCAGUGGAGGAUAGCUCCAGAUCUUCAACAAUAAAGGAGACUACGGAUGCCACUGAGAAUGAAGAGUCGGCAAAUGACGAUGCCACUAUGAAUGAUGAGUCAAAUGAUCAAGAUGCUACUAAGACUGAAGAAUCGAAUGAUACAAGUGAAGAUGGUAGGGAAGGUGAAGGUUCAGACUCCACAAAUAGGACGGAGGAUGCAGUUCAGGAUGACCCCAUUGAUUCUUCUGAUUCGCAUAUUUCCGAAGAUGAGAAAGAGGCUCGGACAGAUUUAGAUACAUUGCCAGAGAUACAAACAGAGGGGGAUGAGAAUGGAGAGAUUGCAGCAGAAUGAUGAUGAUGGUCCUUAGGUUCUUCUGGUACAUUCCCAUAUUUCAUGCUUGCCUUUGUUCUUGAUAUGCAAGGAGGGAUGAAAUCCCCCAUGCAGUAAGGUUUUGUGUUUGUGAAUUUGUUAAUGGCUAGAAAAUCAACACAGCAGGUAAAAUGCAGGCUAGUUUAUAUCAUCAGCAGCUUUAAUCUGUAAAACUAGUUUACAGUUUCCACUGUAUUAACUUUCUUUUCAUUAAUUCAUUCCUUUCCUGUGGUUUUUGCUUGGAAA